This is a messenger RNA of Seminavis robusta, 480 nucleotides long. Lineage: Eukaryota; Bacillariophyta; Bacillariophyceae; Naviculales; Naviculaceae. The record is from the annotation of a GenBank genome assembly.
AUGUCCACUCUAACCAAUGAUGAUGGUGCCAUGCUACAACUCCCAGCCACCCUGGCGGCUGGAUGUGCGGAAUCCUAUGGAUGGACCGAAGAGUUCACGGCAAGGGCCAUUACGGGGUAUCGCCAGUUCAUGAAACUGAAAUUGAAUCUGGAAGAUUGGGAUGCGACCCAACUGGCUCCCUCGGCUGCCGUAGAGGAAGUUUGGCAGCAGCACAUUUUGUAUACAACCCACUAUGCCAAAGCCUGUAAAGACUACACGGGAGGUCACACUAUGGAGCAUCAUCCGGAGGUUGGUUUGGACAACAACAACGAGGCAGAGUCUACCAAUAAGACGGAACGAAUCAAGACCACACAAUUGGGGAUGAAAUCUCUAUUUGGCCGCAACAAGAUGGAUGCCGAGAUUUGGGCCUUGGAUAGUGUUGGUGAUGGUGAACAACAAAAUAUCUACAAAAGUAAGAAACGACGACGACUGGAAGCAUAA